UAAAGAUCACAAAGCCACUUCAGCUUCCUCUGAGCAUGUAAGAUGAAAUGAUUCAGAGUCUUGAGGUUUGAGGGAGGAUGUAUGUUAUUUACCUAUCACACAAACAUCACAAUCACCAGAACAAUAAUGCUGCUUUUGUAAUUCACUGAGUGGGUGCAUUCUCUUGAACUUUAGUUAUUAUAGUUAACAUAGCUGAUGAAAUUCCAGUUUAUUUUAUACUAGAGACUGUGGUCGACUGCAUUGAACGGUUAAAGUGCUGUUCUGAUCGUCACUGUGGUCCACAUCAAGAAUUCAGUAUUUUUUCAGUGAACAAAGAGAAAAAGGAUUGAACCCGGACAAAUCCGAUUGCAAAUGGAUAUUGACAUGACUGAUGAGAAUACGAUGGACAGUGACUACUACGACUACAACAGCGACUAUGACGACCAGCUGUGUCGCAAAGAGGAGGUGGUGAAAGUCGGAUCUGUUGUUAUUCCAAUCUUUUUCACAGUAGUGGUCGUGUUGAGCUGCAUCGGUAACAUGCUCAUUCUGGUGAUCUUUAAACUCUACGAGAGCCUCAAAACCCUGACCCAUGUCUUCAUCCUUAAUUUAGCGGUGUCAGAUUUGCUGUUCACUUUUGGACUUCCAUUUUGGGCCUCGUAUUACAUCUGGGGUUGGACAUUUGGAGAGGUUGGCUGUAAAGCUGUGAAGUUUCUGUUCUAUGUUGGCUUUUACAGCAGCGUUUUGUUCUUGACUCUAAUGACCGUUCAGCGUUACAUGGCAGUGGUUCAUCCUCUGUCUGACUGGAAGAAAUCCAGAUGCUUUUUAGUCUCUCCUUUUAUCGUUUGGAUCCUGAGUGGAACGGUUGCACUGCUCAGUUCACUUCAUAGUAAAGUCAUGAUUGAAUCUGACAAUCAAUACUGUGAAUAUGGCAGUGUUGAAUGGAAAUCUGGCAUUGCGUAUUUUCAGAAUGCUUUUUUCUUCAUUGCAUUUGUAAUCAUGGGUUACUGUUAUGGGACAAUGCUUCGGACGAUUACAAAACCACAGACUAACAAGACUGUUAGACUGACAUUUUUUAUCGUGCUGGUGUUUUUUAUUGGUUGGGCUCCAUAUAACAUUGUCAUGUUCCUAAAAUCUUUGACUAUUAAUCCUUUUACAGACUGUGAAGUAAGCAAAAGAAUCGACUAUGCGUAUUAUGCUUGCCGAAUGUUAGCUUUUACACACUGUUGCAUAAACCCAGUGAUUUUAGUUUUAGAUGCAAGGUUCUGUAAUACUUUACAAGACAUUACAAGACAAGGAAGUUUUGUGUAAAAAUUGAAGUCUGUGAAUAAUGUCUCAGAACUAUUAACUGUUUAUCACAAUAUUUCAACUUCUUGGUAAGAUAAGCUAGACCUGAAAGAGAAAAGUUGGGUGCUUAAAGGAAUAGUUCAACCAAAAAAUGAGAAUUUUCUGAAAAUGUACUCACCUUCAGGCCAUCCAAGAUGUAUUUCUGUUUCUUCAUAGCAUUACAUCACUUGCUCAAUGGAUCCUCUGCAGUGAAUAGGUGCCCUCAGAAUGAGAGUCCAAACAGCUGAUGAACAACUAAGUGUUUGUAAGUAAUCCAUCACAAAGACAUUUUUAUCUUCAAACUGCUGCUUUCUGCUAAAAUAAAGUAGUCUACACUAGUGGUGUCAAAAUUAGUGCGUUAAAAGAGAAGUUCACUUCCAGAACAACAAUUUACAAAUAAUUUACUCACCCCCUUGUCAUCCAAGAUGUUCAUGUCUUUCUGUCUUCAGUCGUAAAGAA
Messenger RNA from Labeo rohita (rohu), 1761 nucleotides. RefSeq names its product chemokine XC receptor 1-like. Gene Ontology annotation, molecular function: chemokine receptor activity. The coding region runs from base 352 to 1287 and encodes 311 amino acids. Gene Ontology annotation, biological process: immune response; chemotaxis; G protein-coupled receptor signaling pathway. The transcript has 2 exons. Gene Ontology annotation, cellular component: membrane. NCBI's taxonomy places the organism in Eukaryota, Metazoa, Chordata, Actinopteri, Cypriniformes, Cyprinidae. The record is from RefSeq and is a predicted model, not a curated record.